AUUUAUUCUAAUCUCUAAUACUCAUGAUAAUUCAAUUUCAAGCUUCUAAUUUUCAAGAACAGCUAUUUCUUAAGAUUGGAGCCAGAUUCCGAGUUCCAAGCAAUUUUCAGCCUUGCUGCUUGCCCUGUCAAUCAGCACAGGGAUUAUCCAAAAAAAAUGUCUCAGCCGAGCUCUCCAGAUCAAAGCCAGAACCUCUCUCGAAAACAACGACGACAACUCCGUCUCCGGCAAGAAUUAGCCUUGACUCUCACAUCAUCCGACACAGAAAAUGAUUCAGAUACCCUAGCACCAUCAAUUCAUAUUCCUCGAUUCCUCUCAAUGGCUUCGCCCAUCCGACUUCUGGUCUGCUCAAUCGGCAACCCAGGUCCAUAUAUCAAUACCCUCCACUCUGCAGGCCACACCGUCCUCUCCGCCCUAGCAUCUUCUCUCUCCUACCCUUCCUUCCAGAAAUCUCGCGCCUACGCCAAUGGCCUCAUAUCCAUCGGCUCAGACUUCACUCUCUGGCAAUCCGCAUCUCUCAUGAAUGUCUCCGGUCCAAGCGUCGCCUCUGCAUGGCGGCAAUUCCAGAAAGAAUCUCGCGGCGAGGAUACACGUCUGGUAGUCGUACAUGAUGAGUUGGAGAUAGCGCUUGGACAGGUGAAGGUUAGACCGGGGACUGCGAGUGCGAAAGGCCACAAUGGCUUAAAGAGUAUAGGGGAGUCGCUGGGUGGGAAGGACUAUAUGAGGAUCGGGGUGGGCAUUGGACGUCCAGAGAGUAGGGAUAAGAGGGAUGUGGCGGAUUAUGUUUUGAAGAAGAUGAGUAUGCUUGAGAGGGGGAAGAUUGAGGGGGCUGCUGGGAAGGUGGAGAUGGAGCUGAGGAGGUUGAGCCAAGGGUAGUCGCUGAGGGAAUGAGUGUCAAGAACUCAUCCCGAAAUCGACGGUGUGGUUUCGAGAUCUCCAACGCACUUUUACCUCAGACAAAGGAAGGAAUGCACAUGCCCCGAUUCUAGGAGCCAUCAACCACCUAGAGGCGUACCAGGCAAAGGUCACAAGAGCUCAAGGCUGCCAAAUUUCACGACAGGAUGUCCAAUUCCGGAAGAUCAACAGAAGAUUUUGUUCGGACUGUUCAUAAUGGAGAUCACAGAUGAGGUGGAAAAAGAUGUUGGUUGUCCAGCCAUGAUGGGGCAUUCAAGCGAAGGUCGAUAACGAGGCGACAAACCGACCAGCGACGAAGGGAGGGACCUAUUUGUGAAUUUGGGGAAGGUUUUCUUUGUAAUUGACUGUAGAAGGCCUUCGCGUUACCAAGUGCUGGUGACAGAUCAGGUCAUGUAAUAUAUAGCAUGAGCGACUAGAUGGCAAGAAGCUAAUAGAAUUACUCCCAUUCCAAAUUGAGUGAUGAAACACUUGGAGAGAAAAGACUGGACAUAUAGACAGUACUUGGUGAAGAUUCAAAUGCGAGAAAGACCUAUUUUGUCAAUAUUAUCUCUUGCUCAGGUUAUGCCAAUCUUCUAUCUACCCCUGUGGCUUGCUUUCGUGUUAAACUAGAUCCUCCGUUGACUUUGAGCGUCUCCUAUCUAGAUCAGAAAUUCAGAUAGACGUUCAUUCCACUUUGCGGUCAUGAGGUCAUGAUCUUUCAUAAAAUGAAGACAAUCCUCACAAUGUGGCCCUUAAAAAAAUCUUCCAAAUAAAAAAUUACUAUGAAACGCUUCUAAAAUGAGUUCAAUGGGGCCUCCUGAACUGCGAAU
Cadophora gregata is the source of this 1724-nucleotide messenger RNA. RefSeq names its product aminoacyl-tRNA hydrolase (gene PTH1). Gene Ontology annotation, molecular function: peptidyl-tRNA hydrolase activity. The transcript has a single exon. The record is from RefSeq and is a predicted model, not a curated record. The coding region runs from base 157 to 876 and encodes 239 amino acids. Lineage: Eukaryota; Fungi; Ascomycota; Leotiomycetes; Helotiales; Ploettnerulaceae.